Molecule: messenger RNA, 1944 nt
Organism: Brassica oleracea var. oleracea
Lineage: Eukaryota; Viridiplantae; Streptophyta; Magnoliopsida; Brassicales; Brassicaceae
Product: aspartic proteinase PCS1
Exons: 2
Coding region: 106-1428 (440 amino acids)
Biological process (GO): proteolysis
Molecular function (GO): aspartic-type endopeptidase activity
Source: RefSeq, a predicted model, not a curated record
UCCAGUUCAAAAGAAAGAACAAAGAUCUCAUUGCUGUUUCAGUUCACUUGCACCAAACUCACAAACUUCACUUGCACAAACUCACUUCCUCAUAAAUUUCUCAUCAUGCACCAUCCUCUGUUUUCUCUUCUUCUUCUCAUUCUUUUCAUCAGAACUAAUCAAUGUUCCUCUUCUUCUUAUUCUUCCCAAACUCUUGUUUUGCCUCUAAAGACCCGAAUAACCCCAAUGGAUAAUUCGGGUCAUCGACCCACCGACAAACUCCAUUUCCACCACAACGUCACUCUCACCGUCACACUCACCGUCGGUACUCCUCCUCAAAACAUCUCCAUGGUCAUCGACACUGGCAGCGAGCUCUCCUGGCUUCGCUGCAACCGUACCUCAAACCCAAACCCGGCCAACAACUUCGACCCGACUCUCUCCUCCUCCUACUCACCAAUCCCCUGCUCCUCGCCCACGUGCCGGACCCGGACCCGAGACUUCCUCAUACCCGCUUCCUGCGACUCCGACAAACUCUGCCACGCAACUCUCUCCUACGCCGACGCCUCCUCCUCCGAAGGCAACCUCGCCGCCGAGGUUUUCCACAUCGGAAACUCCACCAACAACUCCAGUCUCAUUUUCGGGUGUAUGGGAUCCGUAUCCGGAUCCGACCCGGAAGAAGACAGCAAGACAACCGGGUUGCUCGGCAUGAACCGUGGCUCCCUCUCUUUCAUCUCUCAGAUGGGUUUCCCCAAGUUCUCCUACUGCAUCUCCGGCACCGACGACUUCCCGGGCUUUCUUCUCCUCGGCGACUCCAACUUCACGUGGCUAACGCCGUUAAACUACACGCCGUUGAUCCGCAUCUCGACGCCGCUGCCUUACUUCGACCGCGUCGCUUACACCGUCCAGCUCACGGGGAUUAAAGUUAACGGCAAGCUUUUGCCCAUCCCUAAAUCGGUUCUCGUACCGGAUCAUACCGGCGCUGGUCAGACCAUGGUUGAUUCCGGUACUCAGUUUACUUUCCUGCUCGGACCGGUUUACACUGCGCUUCGAACAGAGUUUUUAAACCAGACAAACGGGACCUUGACGGUUUACGAUGAACCGGAUUUCGUUUUCCAAGGAACCAUGGAUUUGUGUUACUUAAUUUCGCCGGUUCGGAUUCGGACCGGGAUCCUCCACCGGUUACCAUCGGUUUCCUUGGUUUUCGAAGGAGCUGAGAUAGCUGUUUCGGGUGAGCCUCUACUAUACCGAGUCCCGCAUCUGACGGUUGUGAACGAUUCGGUUUAUUGUUUCACGUUUGGAAACUCCGAUCUUAUGGGAAUCGAGGCGUACGUGAUUGGACACCAUCAUCAGCAGAACAUGUGGAUCGAAUUUGAUUUGCAGAGAUCAAGAAUCGGUUUGGCUCCGGUACAAUGUGAUGUAUCUGGACAGAGACUAGGAAUCGAGUCGUAAACCGUAGAUAACCAACCCGUGAUAUCGACGAUAUGAUGGUAGUUUCUGAGGAAUCGUGCAGAAAAGGGAAUCUGUCAGCUAGAGAAACAGACUUGUAACCCUUACCGAACUACUUUUGUCUGGAGCAACAUCAAGCUUUUCUUCCUGAUUCUUCAUGUCCAUCCUCAGAUAUAGAAUCUGAAGAAUGUUCUUAUGCCAUGGAAGACACAAAACCACCAUUCAUCUGCAUCUGUUACAGGAGGUAAGUUGUACAUGUCUAAAGACUCUUGUUAUUCAACCCUAGAGCAAUGCUGCCAUUGUCACAAUUAACAUUGAAGAUUCGGAAGAAGCUAGAAAGACACCAACCACUGAUCAAUAGUUUGAGGAGUACUUUUUUUUUUGAAUACCAGGAAGUUCGAGGCUAAAGCAUGUAAUCCCUCCUGACCCGAAACCAAAUCAUGUAAUAUUAAUAUCGUCCCAGACACUUCUGACACAAUAGCUAGAAAUAGUUUCUGGUUGAGGCGUACUUUUCAAAAC